This is a messenger RNA of Cajanus cajan (pigeon pea), 630 nucleotides long. The record is from RefSeq and is a predicted model, not a curated record. NCBI's taxonomy places the organism in Eukaryota, Viridiplantae, Streptophyta, Magnoliopsida, Fabales, Fabaceae.
CAUUUUCCCCUAAACUUAAUCUAGGUUUUUGCUGAAUUGCAAAAGGCAAAGGAAGAGAUUGAAAAUUUGAAAGAAGAAGCACUUGCCAACAAAACUCACAUGCUGCAGUAUAAGAGCAUCUCUGAGGCAAAUGAAGAUGCUAUGAAACAGAUAGAAAAGGCUCAUGAAAUUUUUAAAACCGAGGCUGACAAUGCAAAGAAAGUUCUAGAAUCUGAACUAAAUUCACUUAGACAGAAGAUGUUAGAGAUUGAAAAUGAAUCUUGUUUGAAAUAUGAAGAAGUUGCUUCAGAAACUGUGGGAAAGGAUGAGGCUCUUACAUCUGCUAUGGCUGAAAUCACAAAUCUUAAAGAAGAAAUUUUAACUAAAUCUUCUCAAAUUUCAGAAAUGGAAAUUCAGAUCUCGGGUUUGAAAGAAAACCUGGAGAUGGAGCAUCAGAAAUGGCGGGCAGCUCAAACCAAUUAUGAAAGACAGGUUGUUCUCCAGUCCGAAACUAUUCAGGAGUUGACGAAAACAUCUGAAGCACUAGCCCUGCUGAAGGAGGAGGCAUCCGAAUUACGGAAACUAGCCAAUACUCAGAAAAUUGAAAAUGUAAAAAAUUUCCUAUUUAACCCCUGAUUUAUUUUUAUUAUC